AUGCCGUCUUUGCAAUUAGCUCCCGAUGUAUCGUCACAUUUUCCCGAUAUGGAGACAAUACCCACGCCUUCAACGAGGCUACUGAACAUCGUUAACGGAACUCAUUGUGGAGAAUAUUAUGACUUCGAAACUGGUCCCAGAGAUAUGGCUCUUUUUCUGUGUGCAUUCCUCCUUUGUGUCAUGAUCUUCGUGGGUUUGUUGUGGUCACUGAGGAAGUGUGUCCGGAGACUCAGAUGUCCAUACAGUCCCCGAGAAUCUGCUCUCGAUGCCGCCGAGCGGGGUGAAUCAGACUUCCUAGCUCCACACGAAGACUACACCCUGGCUCCCAACACCUCGUGGUGGGAGGUCGUGGUCAAGAGAGAGGCAGAAGAUCCCACGUUUGGACGGGAUUUGGUGGUAGCACCAGAGUACUUGAUGGAAGACGAGGUUCUGAGAUACGACCCUGACUACUGUCUCAAGUCGGGCGCCCUCUGGUGGGAGGUCGUGGAGGCUCAGGAAAGGGCGGGAAGCUGAAUACAGAACUUUAGGGGUUAAUUAUCCCCGGUGAUACAUAGACAAUCAC
Messenger RNA from Haliotis rubra (blacklip abalone), 562 nucleotides. RefSeq lists its product as uncharacterized. NCBI's taxonomy places the organism in Eukaryota, Metazoa, Mollusca, Gastropoda, Lepetellida, Haliotidae. The transcript has 4 exons. The coding region runs from base 1 to 513 and encodes 170 amino acids. The record is from RefSeq and is a predicted model, not a curated record.